CUGUCAGUACGAAUUAAAAGCGUCUCGAGUACGAAUACACGGCAAGGCUAAACUUAUAAAUAUAUGUAUAUACAUAUUUAGAUAAGUAAAUGAAAAUUAGUGAAGUUAACACACAAACACACACGGAUACCCUCGUUUAUUAGUUGAGCUGAGACUUGAGACUUCGUCAGUGUUAGCGAAGCGUAGCAGUGUGCGGCAGCAGUUCAGAAGGAGUUAAAGAGCGCAAGCGAAACGGGUCGGUCGUUGUAAGGAUUAAAAGUUAAGGAGCUCAAAAUGGAGAUUUUACCAAUUAGAGUGUCGUAUGUCGCGUUGGUUGUGCUAGUUGCAUGUGUGCUGUUGGCGCAAGCACGUCCGCAGGCGCCUGAACAACCAGAGCCGUAUGAAUAUCAAUAUGAGGUGAAGGAUCCCGAGAAGGAAUUAUUCUUCAACAAGAAUGAGGCAGGCGAUGCUGCAGGAAAAGUCUCCGGUCAGUACUCUGUAUGGCUGCCAGAUGGACGACUAAUGACGGUCGCCUACACAGUUGAGGGUGAAAAUGGUUUUGUGCCUAAAGUGUCAUUUGACACAACAAAUCCACUGGGUUAAAAUGCUAUUAAACUAUACACACGCACACAUACGAAGAAGCAGAAAAAGAGGAAACCGCCUACAAAAACGUGAAACACUCAAAUGGAAAACGAAAAUAUGAAUGGUGAUGGAACUCAAGCAAAACAAUAAAAUAAUAGUAAUAACAAUAAUAAACGACAAUGAAAUUAAAUUUGAACUUUUAGUGAGAAAGAAGAAUAAAACUUAAAUAUAUAAAUAAUUAGUUAAUAUAUUUAGUUAGGUGGCAAUAUGCAGAGGACGAAUAAGAUAUUGCAUAUUUAAGAAAGCAACAACACACACAUACACAUAUGUAUAAAGAAAUAUUUUUAUGUAUAUACAGGCAUACGCAGACAGACAUAAUACAUAGGUACGCAUAUAAGCAUUGAAAUGAUAUAUAUAUGGAGGACUUACAUACAUACACGUAACAUAAUAUUAAAUUAAAGGCUUGUGCAGCAACAGCAACAACAACGGCAACAUUUUCUUCGCUACAAACUAUUAAAUUUUAAUCCUUAGAUGCAAACAUUGUAUAUAAAAUUUGUAUAUAUGAUUUUUUUCUUUGAAACCCUACGCAUACGUACAUACAUAAACUCUUCAACUUUACUUUUAUUUCCUUUCACUUACUUUUUCAAUAUGAAUCUAAAUAACUGUAACAUAUUUUAUAAAUAUUAUAUUGUUAAUAUUUUUUUUUGUAUAUUUGUAAUAAUUGUACAACAUCUUCUUCGCUUUAUGCGCCGAAAGCGUUCAUCACUAUGUACCUUUUGAUGUUAUAAAUUUAUAAAAAUCAAAAAACAACUUACAUGCAUACGUAUAUACUGAUAUUUGUUACAGUUACAAUAUAAGUAUAAGUGGAAAAUGGCUCAUUUAUAAAAAUAAUAAAGGAUUUAUAGUUAAAAGAGACCCCGAUAUA
Ceratitis capitata (Mediterranean fruit fly) is the source of this 1486-nucleotide messenger RNA. RefSeq lists its product as hypothetical. The coding region runs from base 274 to 582 and encodes 102 amino acids. Gene Ontology annotation, cellular component: extracellular matrix. The record is from RefSeq and is a predicted model, not a curated record. Lineage: Eukaryota; Metazoa; Arthropoda; Insecta; Diptera; Tephritidae. The transcript is spliced from 3 exons.